Molecule: messenger RNA, 939 nt
Organism: Pelmatolapia mariae (spotted tilapia)
Lineage: Eukaryota; Metazoa; Chordata; Actinopteri; Cichliformes; Cichlidae
Product: olfactory receptor 6N1-like
Exons: 1
Coding region: 1-939 (312 amino acids)
Biological process (GO): detection of chemical stimulus involved in sensory perception of smell; G protein-coupled receptor signaling pathway
Cellular component (GO): membrane
Molecular function (GO): odorant binding; G protein-coupled receptor activity; olfactory receptor activity
Source: RefSeq, a predicted model, not a curated record
AUGUCUUUACAGAAUGCUUCGAUCAAUGUAACACACUUUAUUAUAGGUGGUUUUGACACAGUUAUAAGGCCGGAGGCAAUUGGUGUGGUUAUGCUGAUAAUCUAUCUACUAGUUGUUAUUGCCAAUACAGUAAAUAUCCUCUUCAUUGUUUUUGACAAGAGAUUACAUAAACCAAUGUAUCUUCUGGUUUGCAACCUUGCUGUUGUUGAUAUAAUGUACACUUCAAGUGCCAGUCCAACAAUGAUUGGGGUUCUACUUGCAGGUGUUAAUACCAUAUCCUAUGUGGAGUGCAUAAUUCAAAUGUUUGUUUUCCACUUGGGAGCUGUGAUGGAGAGGCUUGCUUUAGCAAUUAUGGCAUUUGAUAGAUUAAUUGCUAUAAUUUGUCCUUUUCAGUACCACAGUUAUUUAACAAACACACGUAUUGUUUUUCUUACAUACAUCCUGUGGGUUGCUGGUAGUGGUUUUGCAGCUCUUGCCCCCGCAGUGCUAGUUCGUCUCCCUCACUGCUACUCAAGACUGAAGUACACUUUCUGUGACUAUGCUGCUGUGCUACGAACCACUUGUGUUGACCCAAAUUACUAUUUAAAUUUAGGUGCUAUUAUAUUAUUUUUUAUUUUAUUCUUCACUUUCAUUUUCAUUUGCCUCUCAUAUUGUGGGAUCUUGAUUUUUGUCAAAUUAUCAAAUAAUGACAAAAAGAAAAUGGGGGGCACUCUUUUGAGUCACUUAAUUUGUGUGACAUGUCAUUACUGUCCUGCAUUUAUAAUCAUUGUCUUAACCAGAUUAGGCGUUGCAUUAUCUCUUGAAGAACGUCAGGGUUUACUUAUUGGGACCAUCCUCGGCCCAUCUCUUGUUAAUCCUUUUGUGUACAGUCUAAGGACAACUGAAAUCAAAACUAAGAUCUUUAGGAUAUUAAAAAAAAAGUCUGGCAUGUAUAGCUAG